AUGGUUGAAGUAGUGAGCCCUCCAAAUGAAAAGUGCUUGCAAAAUCCUCUGAAACCUCAGUACAAUGGAGGGAUAAUGGUGAACCCAGAGAUGGGAGAUGGGUUGAAUGGCUGGUUUGGUUUCGGAAAUAUUAAUGAUGUAAACCUAACGGUGGGAGUUUCCAAGGAAGGAAACAACUUCAUCAUUGCUUCCAAUCGAAAAGAACCAGGAGAUGGUUUUUCUCAGAAGUUUGAUUUGGUGAAAGAUAAUCACUACAUAGUUUCUGGUUGGAUACAGUUAAGUGAAGGCGAAGCUGAUGUAGCAGCCAAGUUUAAAACAGCAACAGGCAAAGUGUAUGUAGCAUGGGUUGUAGCUAGAUCGGGUUGUUGGUCCAUGUUUAAAGGUGGUUUUGUUGCUAAUGUUUCUGGCCCUAGUGAAUUACAUUUUGAGUGCAAUAAUACCCAAACUGAGAUAUGGGCAACUAGCAUAUCAGUAAAAGCAUUCACCCCAGAGGAAUGGACAUCACAUCAAUCAAAGAGUGUUGAGAAGAUACGCAAGACAAAGGUGGCAAUUGAAGUAGUGGAUGGUCAAGGAAAACCAUUACCCAAUGCAACAAUUUCCCUCAUCAAAGGACGACCAAAUUUGCCAUUUGGUUGUGCUAUCAACAAGAAUAUCUUAAACAACCAAGCCUAUCAAAACUGGUUUUUCUCAAGGUUCAAGUACACAGUGUUUGAGGACGAAAUGAAGUGGUACACCACCGAGCCCUCCCAGGGCCGAGAGGACUAUUCCGCCGCCGACGCCUUACUCCGCCUCGUCAAAGGCCGCGGCGUCGCCGUCCGCGGCCAAAACAUAUUCUGGGACGACCCAAAUUUCCAACCUUCGUGGGUCCCAAAACUAACCCCCAACCAAUUAUCAGCCGCGGCUACUAAAAGGAUUAAUUCGGUGGUGAGGAGAUAUGCCGGUCAGGUAAUCCACUGGGACGUCGUGAACGAGAAUCUUCACUCUUCGUUCUUCGAGAGCAGGCUCGGGGCCGAUGCGUCGGCGCGUUUCUAUCGAACGGCCCGCGCGUUGGACGGCAAGGCGACUCCGUUCUUGAAUGAUUUCAAUACUAUUGAGCAUAAAGAAGAUGGAGCUUCGUCGCCCAGCAAGUACCUACGAAAAAUUGCGCAGCUUCGGGCGCAAAGAUAUUCUGGCCCUCUGGGAAUCGGACUGGAGGCCCAUUUUGAUACUCCUGACUUGGCUUAUGUUAGGACUGCCAUUGAUACACUCGCCACUGCAAAACUCCCCAUCUGGAUCACAGAGUUGGACGUUUCAUCACGCCCUAAUCAGGCACAGUAUUUGGGACAAAUUAUAAACGAGCUUUCGUCACAUCCGGCCGUUCAAGGUAUAGUGCUAUGGUCGGCAUGGAAACCGAGUGGGUGUUACAAGAUGUGUUUGACGGAUAACAAUUUCAGAAACUUAGCAACGGGGGAUGUGGUUGAUGGGGUGAUUAAAGCAAUGAGCCAUGAAGGUUUAGUGGGCACCACCGCAGCUAAUGGCAGCUUUGAGACGUCACUGUUUCAUGGUGAAUAUGAAGUUCAGGUUGAUCAUCCAUUGUUGGACAAAUCUUUGGCUCACAACUUGACUGUAACGUCAACCGUUGAUAGUGAAAGGAGGCUAUAUUUCUCAGUCUCUGAACGAGUGUAA
This is a messenger RNA of Ipomoea triloba (trilobed morning glory), 1665 nucleotides long. RefSeq names its product endo-1,4-beta-xylanase 5-like. Lineage: Eukaryota; Viridiplantae; Streptophyta; Magnoliopsida; Solanales; Convolvulaceae. The record is from RefSeq and is a predicted model, not a curated record. Gene Ontology annotation, biological process: carbohydrate metabolic process. Gene Ontology annotation, molecular function: hydrolase activity, hydrolyzing O-glycosyl compounds.